GGGCGCAGGUCAUUGAUCCUCCAAGAUCACUGUGGUUUUAAUGGUCCGCCUGGAAAGGAAUUAAUUCUGGGAUGGAUAAAUAAUGCAUCGGGGUUUAUGUAGUCCAAGGCAAGCUGGCGGGUCGGAGCCAGAAGCGGGAUCCGAGGGAGCGGAGCCUUUCGUGGGUGACGCGGUUGACCACCGGGUUCGAGCGAGCCGGGCGAGCGAAGGGCGACGGUGCGAGAGGAGGAGAGAGAGAACCGGGACGUGCAUGGCAGCAUGAUCGGCCCAGCGGGUCGGGCAGGGGGGCUGCGGGAGCAUGCUGAGCCCGAAGAUCAGACCCGCCAGGAGGGCGCGUUCCAAAAGCCUGGUGAUGGGGGAGCAGAACCGGAGCCCAGGGAGGCCCCCAGGACCCCCCAGGCCAGGCCCCGUGCUGAAGGCGGGCUGGCUGAAGAAGCAGAGGAGCCUAAUGAAGAACUGGCAGCAGCGCUGGUUCGUGCUCCGAGGGGACCAGCUGUUCUACUACAAGGACAAGGAUGAGGGCAAGCCCCAGGGAUUUAUUUCUCUGCAAGGGACCCAGGUGACUGAACUUGUUCCUGACCCAGAGGACCCAGGGAAGCACCUCUUCGAGAUCAGCCCAGGUGGUGCCAGGGAGCGGGAGAAGGUGCCAGCCAACCCAGAGGCGCUCUUGCUCAUGGCCAGUUCCCAGCGAGACAUGGAGGACUGGGUGCAGGCCAUCCGCCGGGUCAUCUGGGCCCCACUUGGCGGAGGUACUGCCCAUAGCUCGAAUGCCCACCCCAUAGAACCCUUGCCUGCAGGGAUCUUUGGUCAACGCCUGGAGGACACCGUACACCAUGAGCGCAAGUAUGGCCCCCGUCUGGCGCCGCUGCUGGUGGAGCAGUGCGUGGACUUCAUCCGGGAGCGAGGGCUCACCGAGGAAGGACUCUUCCGCAUGCCCGGCCAGGCCAACCUCGUGAGGGAUCUGCAGGACUCCUUCGACUGUGGCGAGAAGCCCCUGUUUGACAGCACAACGGAUGUGCACACGGUGGCCUCUCUGCUGAAGCUGUACCUGCGGGAGCUCCCCGAGCCGGUGAUCCCCUUCGCCAGGUACGAAGACUUCCUCAGCUGCGCCCAGCUACUCACCAAGGACGAGGGGGAGGGGACUCUGGAGUUGGCUAAACAAGUGAGCAUCCUUCCUCAGGCCAAUUACAACCUGCUCAGAUAUAUUUGCAAGUUUCUGGACGAAGUUCAGGCCCACUCACAUGUGAACAAGAUGAGCGUGCAGAACCUCGCAACCGUUUUUGGCCCUAACAUCCUUCGGCCCCAGGUAGAGGAUCCAGUAACCAUCAUGGAAGGUACUUCUUUGGUCCAGCACUUGAUGACUGUCCUCAUCCGCAAACACAGCCAGCUCUUCGUCACAACCUCACUGGAAGGACCUGCCUCCCCACGUGGCACCCCACAGUGCAUGGUGGGGUGGAGCUCUGAGGAGGUCACCAGGGACCAGGUGCAGGGCGAGCCUGGUAGCCCUAGCGUACCCACACUCAGGACCUCGUCUCUAGAUGGGCCAGCCACGGCAGUACCCUCUAGAACUUCUCCUCCAGGCUUGAGCAGCCAGGGUGGCCCUGUGGCCACCAGCCCUGGGAAGAGGGUGCAUACCCUACCCGGUUGGAAGUCUUCCUUCCGGCAGCCAGGGUCCCGGUCAGGGAGUCCUAAAGUGGGCAGCUCAUCACUAGAAGUACCCAUCAUUUCUUCUGGUGGAAACUGGCUUAUGAACGGGCUGUCUUCCUUGCGUGGCCAUCGCCGGACCUCAUCGGGGGACCGGUUCAAGGAUGCGGGCUCACCGCAGAGACUUUCCACCUAUGACAACGUGCCUCCAUCCAGCCUCUUUCCCAGCACUGCCAGCGUGGCCAGCACAGCGUGGUCCGUGGCCUCAUCGUCCCGCGAGGCCUCUGUGAGCAGCUGCACUGCCUGCCGGGCCAGUGACGCCUCUGCCUGCAGCUCUCUACAUACUGAGUGGGCUCUUGAGCCCUCCCCUCUCCCCAGCAGCAGUGAGGACCACAGGUCCCCAGACCUAGGCCACAGCCUGGAUGAAGCAGGGGUGGCCAGCGGCAGCAGUGAGCCCAAUGACCCAGGAAGCCCCACCCAGGCCCAUGCCCAUCGCUGCCAGGCUCUCCAGGGCCAGGUGGCCCAGCUCAGGGCACAGCUGUCCCUGCAGAGGACUGAGUAUGAGAGGAGUCUAAAAAGCAUCGAGGAGGGCAGUGCCGAGCUGAGGAGGCAGAUGUGGCGGUUGGAGGAGGAGUUGGACCAGGAGAAGAAGAAGUUUGCCAUGCUGGAGAUCAAGCUGCGGAACUCGGAGCGGGCCCGCGAGGAUGCCGAGAGGAGGAACCAGAUGCUGCAGAGGGAGAUGGAGGAGUUCUUCACCACCCUGGGGAACUUGACGGUUGGGGCCAAGGAGGCCGGAGCUCCAGAGUGAAGAGUCACAGAAACGCGCGUCCACGUGUCUCCCUGCAGGGCUGGCCCCAGGCCACAGAGGGAGCCUUAAGCCUCAGCUUGGGCCUGGCCAUUAGCAGGGCCAUAUGCUCCUGAGCCAGAUGGAGAGAGACAUCCUGACACCCCUGUGGGGUCUAGCAGGACUCUGCGCACUCCAGGCAGGAUCUGGAUGCUGCUCUAACCGGGUGAGGCCUAGCCAGUGCCAAGAGCAGCAGCGGAUGGGUGGCACCUAGGAGCCAGGCAGCUACCAGGAACUUUGUGUUCUUUAUUAAAUGUGCUCUGAAAGCAUGGUAAGCUGUCACCAGCCUCAUUCGUCCUGGCUGUGCCAAGUGGGGUUUGCCAUGUGGCAGGGAUAGGGGCCCCGUGAGGUGUGUGUGUGCACACACACGCACGCACACAGGGAGGACAGGUAGAGCUGAAGCCUCCUGGGAGCCCCAGCGCUGUUGCCAGGGAAGCUGAUAUCACCGGUGUGUGUCAGCUCGGCCGUGUGCUCAGCUAGCCUCCAUUGCUCUGUUUCUGUAUUCCUCUGCCACGCCCUGUGUCCUUCAAAGUCCUCGAGACGCCGCACAGUAACCUGCCUUCCCGUGUAGGGGCCCAGGUCUGCCUCAGGGCUAGUGCGUGUGAUCUGGAGGUCGUGAGGAAGCUGUACACUCAGGGGGACAGGGUCUGCCAAGCCAGUGAAUCUUCUAGCCCACCUUUCACUAGAACUGGCCUAUUUUCCUUCCACAUCUCCCAGAAGUGAGGGUGACCCCACGACCACUCCCUCAGCCAGCCCAGGUUGCUGUGAUGAAAAAAAUGUCUGCAGAAGCAGCCUAAGAAGGUUUAUUUGAGCUCGAUUUGAGGCAAGGGAGGUGUGGGACCAAGGGCAGCUGAAGCUGUGGGAGUGUGAAAUAGUUGAUCACUCUGCGUCUGCAGUCAGGCAGAAGAGAGAGAGGAAGGCUGCUGUCAAUGCUUUGCUGUAGCCCACAUUUAGAAUGAGCCUUUCCACCUCCUUCAGCCUCUCAUCCUCUGACAGGCACAGGUGUCCCCAAGCCCCAGCAAGUUGACAGUGAAGGGUAGCCAUCACGCCAGACAGGCCUGGCUGGGAGAGGACGGGCCUUAAACAGUUUUCUGUCACUGUCCUUCCUCUGCUGUGGCCGGCAUCCUUGUGUGUGCGGGUCGAUCUCUCACUUCGCCUCGGGGCAGAAAAUCCUAUGGUGGUUUGCUGGAGGGAGAGAGGGUAAUCCAGCAGUCCUGGUUUCUGCCCACUGUCUGGAGAGGUCAUUAAGCCCCAACACCAACCUGCCUGGCCUCAGGGUGUCGCCUCUGACGACACCUGGCCAGGAGAAUGGGCUGUACCGAGAAGGCAGGGUGGCAGCUUCAGGCAUCCACAGUGGGUAGACGGGUUAGCCUCUGACUGUCCCUGGCUGAGUGGAGACCUCCCCAACUAGGGUUUUGAGUUCCUGGGCGAGAGUGUUCCUCAGCCUCUGAAGUACUGCAGCGGCCUGUGUUUGGAGGGAGAUGUAGGGGUGUCAGAGAGUGUGUAAGGGUGAAAUGUUCAGGGAGAUGGAGAAAAGACUAAAGGAAUUUUGAUUUCCUCUCAGCUACCCACCCAGCACGAUGGAGCCUGGCCCUUAGCUCAGUGAUGGGAAACCAAGGCUUGGGGAAGUUUGGUAGAACUUGUGAAUUCUCAUGACCCUAUCGAGUUCCCACACGAAAAACAUGGAAUUCUGCUCAGUUGACCUGGGGAGAAAAAUGCCACCAGCAUAUGAAAAGAACCCCGGAAGAUCUAAGUCUAUGAAGGUUUCACUUCAGGAAAGGGAGGCUGUCUGAGCCACUAAUCGGAUGGAAUGGCAGCCCACUAGCCUUACCUGCCACCUACUGGCCAAGAUGGGACCAGCAAGUGCAUCAUCCGUUUCUCUUGUGUCUGUACGCUCCACUUUCCAUCUGCUUAGGUUUCUGAACGAACGGUACUGAGCACCUGUGACUUAUCCAUGGUCGGUGCUUUGGACUGGGACUCCAACCCGCAUUCUCUUGUUCACAAUUAGGUGAUGUUUAUCCAAAUGAUUGUCAAACCCGUGGGUUCCAGUUGAGCCUGUUACUUGUUCUGACCUCAUUUAGUAGUAAGUAAAGCAGUAAACUACAAACAUGAACA
Messenger RNA from Jaculus jaculus (lesser Egyptian jerboa), 4603 nucleotides. RefSeq names its product Rho GTPase activating protein 22 (gene Arhgap22). Gene Ontology annotation, molecular function: GTPase activator activity. The record is from RefSeq and is a predicted model, not a curated record. The transcript has 10 exons. NCBI's taxonomy places the organism in Eukaryota, Metazoa, Chordata, Mammalia, Rodentia, Dipodidae. Gene Ontology annotation, biological process: activation of GTPase activity; signal transduction. Bases 299 to 2452 code for a protein of 717 amino acids. Gene Ontology annotation, cellular component: focal adhesion.